Messenger RNA from Gongylonema pulchrum, 396 nucleotides. The record is from the annotation of a GenBank genome assembly. Lineage: Eukaryota; Metazoa; Nematoda; Chromadorea; Rhabditida; Gongylonematidae.
AUGACUCGGUGUUACUGGCAUUUUAAUUGUUUUUUUGUAAUUUGCUUCACUUCGCUGAAUGCAUAUAAAAUAUUGAUAUUCAACCCACGUUUUGGCAAAAGCCUCGUGCGAUUUAUUGGCAGCAUUGCUGACACACUGGUCGAAGCAGGACACGAUGUGACGCAGUUUUCACCGACAUUGACCUCACUUGCUGAUACAAACGGUUCUCGACUGGCAAAAACGAUAAACGUAGAUUGCGAAAAGCAGCUCAAGGAACUGUUUGAUGUGGAUGCUUUUGUGCAAUAUUCCUGGAAACAGAAGUAUCAAUCUGUUUCUGGUGUUUUUAGUGUAGGUUUGUACGAAUCUUUGCACAAAACAGUUAUAAGCUAUCGUAGUCUGCAGUAUUCAUAUGAAUAA